Molecule: messenger RNA, 213 nt
Organism: Prunus armeniaca (apricot)
Lineage: Eukaryota; Viridiplantae; Streptophyta; Magnoliopsida; Rosales; Rosaceae
Source: the annotation of a GenBank genome assembly
AUGCCACAUGUCUUGGAGAAGGGAGUUGCCCUAAUCACUGGAUCGGUAGGCAAGAUGCCGAAGGCCACCAUUGCCAGGCUCAAUCUUGUGCACGUGUCUAGUCCUUAUAGGUUGUUCAUUUUGAGGGUGAUGCUUGAUCCUUGUCCUUCUGCACUUCUUUAUUCGGAAGCAGACACCCAGGAACCCAAGGGUUGCCACUUCGAGGUGAAGUGA